CCAAGCGUCUCUUCCUCCUCGGAUUCACAGAUAAUCAAAAGCUUAUCUUGAGCUAUGAGCACAGCGACAAGGCCUUCUUCUUCUGCUACAACCUCUGUUAUAUUAGAAAACCCUGUUUCUCAAUCACAACCUACUGAAAGAUUAGUGCUUCGCUUGAACCGGAAGAAGAAGAAAGUUUCAUGGAAAGACGGAACUGUUGACAACGAGUUUAUGCAGAAGAAGAGUUCCAAGAAGUGUUGCAUCUUUCACAAACAGAAGCCCUUUGAUGAGGAUGACAGUGAAGAAGAAGAUGACAACCAUCACCAUCAUCAUGAUCAUGACCAUCACCACUCUGAAUCUGGUGAGGCGUCUUCUUCUAAUGAUUCUAAAGCCGUUGACUAAUCAAUCAGGUUUUGUCUCAUCACUAUAUAUUGAAGCUUUUUAAAAGGCCAUGGAAGAACACACAUUUGUCUUAGGCUUUGGUCUCUUCCCCUAUCUAACACUGGUAUAUGUACAUGUAAUUUGCAGAUUCAUUGCAAUGUUUAACUCCUUGAUACUCUAUUG
Molecule: messenger RNA, 543 nt
Organism: Arabidopsis arenosa
Lineage: Eukaryota; Viridiplantae; Streptophyta; Magnoliopsida; Brassicales; Brassicaceae
Source: the annotation of a GenBank genome assembly